CUCGUAUACAAACGCAUAUUAUACAUACAGGACAGAAGAACCUUACCCAGGUACGUGCGUUGGCACACGCCGCCAAUCUACUUCGCUGUGUCGCGUUCAGUCAAGUGGAAGCCAAUAAACAAACGGCAUUAGCCGCUGGUAUCGGGGAAAUGGCAACGGAAAGCACAAAACCAGCAGCAGCGCACUCCUGUUCUCUCUGUCCCCCAUUGAUCUUAUCCUCUUCAACCAUUGUGGCCUUAUAUAUUGCACGCGAUUCCCUUCCCACUGCUGCAUCAAAUCGAGAGUGGGGAACUAGGAGCUACUUCCUCUUUGCACUCACACUCGGGAGGUAUUGAAGAGAUGGGUUGUGCAAGCACGGCUUGUUUGGUGGUGGCAGCGAGCAUGAGCGCGGUGGAGGCGCUCAAGGAUCAAGCGGGGCUGUGCCGGUGGAACUACGUCCUCAAACCCCUGCAGCAGCGGGCGAAGAGCAGCAUGGGGUCGUUGUCUCAGGCCAAGAGGACAUCUUCCUCCGUCGACAGGAGGAGGAGAGGGUGGCAGGCGGCGGCGGAGAAGGGGAAGCAGUCGGAGGAGGCGCUGAGAACAGUCAUGUACUUGAGCCGUUGGGGUCCCAAUUAGAGGAUCCUUUUGCUUCAGCUUACUUCUCCUCUGUAAAUUAUCCGGCUUUGAUGAUGUAUAUAAAACCAUUUCU
This is a messenger RNA of Musa acuminata subsp. malaccensis (wild Malaysian banana), 688 nucleotides long. NCBI's taxonomy places the organism in Eukaryota, Viridiplantae, Streptophyta, Magnoliopsida, Zingiberales, Musaceae. The record is from RefSeq and is a predicted model, not a curated record.